Molecule: messenger RNA, 1383 nt
Organism: Hemibagrus wyckioides
Lineage: Eukaryota; Metazoa; Chordata; Actinopteri; Siluriformes; Bagridae
Exons: 4
Coding region: 1-1383 (460 amino acids)
Molecular function (GO): catalytic activity
Source: RefSeq, a predicted model, not a curated record
AUGGCUGGAUGGGUGUGGCUUCUUCGGGACUGGAAUUACUGUGGUAGCCUUGAGACACUUGGGGACGACUGCUUGACUCAGCGAGAUGUUGAGGAUAUCACAAAACGGCCAAAGAAGUCAUUGAGGCUGUCAAGUAAAGACAGAGAUCCUGAAGAAGGACUUCAGGAACCUGGUGGAGAAGGUUCGCACCACAUCGCCCCCGACGAGGAUCAUCGUGUCAGGACCACGUCCCACGUUCCAGAGAGGAAUCGAAUGGCUCUACCAUUACGAUGGCCUGCACCCAAGCACAGUUGGAGCAGCAGUCCUCUCGGACAACAUAUCCAGGACAUUGCGCACCAUCUGACUGUAUUUGGAUGGGUGAGCGAAUACUUUUGGCAAUAUAGUGUAGGUAAAGAAAAAGAAUUUCCUAAGUUUGGGCUUCUUAACAUUAGAUCCCUUGCACCGAAAACACUUAUUAUUAAUGAAAUGAUCUCAGAUUAUAGUUUCGACACACUCUGUCUUACUGAAACCUGGCUUAGAUCAAAUGAAUACAUUGGCCUAAAUGAGUCUACUCCGUCAGGAUAUUCAUAUAAGCAUGAGCCCCGUCAGAUAGGUCGUGGUGUUGGUGUUGCAACCAUCUAUAAUAAUUCUCUUACCGUUACUCAGAAAACAGGACCCAGGUUUAACUCAUUUGAAGUGGUUGUCCUUAAUGUUGCACUCUCAGACAGGCAUAAAAAAUCCCUACUAUCUCUUGCUCUGGCCACCGUGUAUAAACCCCCGGGGCCCUACGGUGUUUUUCUUAAUGAGUUUUCACAUUCACUCUCAGAUAUUUUGAUCAGUUUUGACAAAGUGUUAAUUGUAGGAGACUUUAACAUUCAUGUAGACAAGGCUAACGAUGCAUUAGGACUCGCAUUUAUAGAUUUACUAAAUUUCUUUGGGGUUAAACAAAACAUUAAUAGCCCAACUCAUCGUUUUACUCAUACACUAGACUUAGUUAUAUCACAUGGGACUGAUGUUUCCGAUAUAACUGUUCUACCUCAAAGCGAUGACAUCACAGACCAUCACCUCUUAGUGUACACUCUACCUGUAGAACAUAUUAGACACAUCUCUCCACGUUAUAAACUUGGUAGAACUAUAACUCCGACCACUAAAGACAGAUUUACAAACAAUCUGCCAGAUUUGUCUCAACUUCUUACUAGACCCCUAAAUGCAGAUGCACUAGAUGAAGUAACCAACAGCAUAGGCACUAUUUUCACCAGCACACUAGACACUGUUGCCCCCAUCCGACUAAAAAAGGUCAGAGUUAAAACACCUGCACCACGGUACAAUAGUCAUACUCACGCCCUCAAGAGAGCAACCCGUAACCUCGAGCGAAAGUGGAGAAAAACCAAAUUACCAAAUUAG